AUGUCGGGAAAUGAUAAUCAGCAAGCAGGAAACAGUGUCAACAAUGCCAACGCCAAUGAAGGCAAUAAUAUAGCCCAACCACAACAACAGAUUUUUGUCUCCGUAAAUUUACCUAUACCUCCUCAACUAGAUUUAGAGGGUGACCUGUCCACAAAUUGGAAGGAUUUUAAGGCAGUAUGGCACAAUUAUGAGAUAGCCUCUAGAAUAGCUAAACAGCCAAAAUCAGAGAAUUUAUAUUCAAUAAAUGAUGAUUAUCCUAAAAGAAUAUUUGCCAUGUUAGAACUUAUAGACAAUCCUAAUGAUAGACUGAUAGUUCCUGAAAGUUGUCGCGAAGAUAUCACGAAAACAUUACACGCUAGUCAUUUAGGAGUCCAGGCUAUGUUGAGAAACGCACGGGAAGCUGUUUAUUGGCCGAGAAUGUGUAAAGAAUUGACUGAGUACUCAUCAAGAUGUGGAACAUGUCAAAGAGUCUAA
This is a messenger RNA of Lottia gigantea (owl limpet), 474 nucleotides long. RefSeq lists its product as hypothetical. The coding region runs from base 1 to 474 and encodes 157 amino acids. The record is from RefSeq and is a predicted model, not a curated record. Lineage: Eukaryota; Metazoa; Mollusca; Gastropoda; Lottiidae. The transcript has 3 exons.